Cryptomeria japonica (Japanese cedar) is the source of this 1354-nucleotide messenger RNA. Its product is annotated as auxin-responsive protein SAUR50. Gene Ontology annotation, biological process: response to auxin. The coding region runs from base 95 to 646 and encodes 183 amino acids. Lineage: Eukaryota; Viridiplantae; Streptophyta; Pinopsida; Cupressales; Cupressaceae. The record is from RefSeq and is a predicted model, not a curated record. The transcript has a single exon.
CCUCACAUUUGGCAAAUUCAUUUCUGUAAGCCCUGGGCUUGGGAGAUUCGAACAUCUGACCUCAUAAUUUGAGAGCAAAGCUGAAUUUUUGAAGAUGAACGGGAGCAAAUGCAACAAGAUCAGGCACGUUGUGGCGCUGCGGCAAAUUGUGAGAAAAUGGAGAAAGCUCGCGAGUGCGCGGAAAGCUGCGUUGAAUCUACUCACCUGUAAAAUUUCUGCUCGUUUCUGUAGGUUUUCUUCCAUCUCUGAUGAAGAAUAUGGGGGGAAAGACUCGAACUCGCGAUCUGGCGUUCCUGCUGACGUGCCGGCUGGACACCUGGCAGUCUAUGUUGGAAAGCACUGCACGAGGUUUGUGAUCAGAGCUGCGUAUUUGAACCAUCCGGUUUUUCGCACGCUGCUGGAUGAGGCGGAGCAAGAAUUUGGCUACGAUUAUCAAGGCGGCUUGGCUAUUCCCUGCGAUGAGCUUCUGUUUGAGUAUAUUCUGCGGCUUUUUAGCCGAAAUGAUCCAGCCAUUGUAAAGCCUCUGAAUUUGGAGGAUUUGCAGAAAGCUUUGUAUACUAACAAUGAACGGCAUUGUUCCAAGGGUUUGUUUGAAAAGGAUUCCAGGCCUCUGCUGCAUGUAUUUGCAGAGAAGUCUGUAAGUUGAAAAUUUUAAAGCUCUAGGACAUAUGGAGCCGCUUGACCUUGGUUUUGAGUCCACAGAGAACCUAUUUCGUCGGAGUGACUUGAGGAUCAAAUCCACGGCUUUCUCACUAACCAGACUCGAACCCUUACCCAUUCCUUGUCCCAAGAAGGCUGAGAUUUUAGGUAAUUAAUUGUUUUUGUUCAUGUGACCGUCGUCUUGAGAAGUAGUCAGCCAAUUGAUAAGUUGGUGUAGCCAAAUCUCAUUUGCGCUCAUUAUUUUUUGAAAUUUGUUUCUUCUAACCAUGGCGAUGGCUUCUGUUGUCAUCCCCCCCACAAUCAGCACCAACAGUGUUUGAGAUGGCUCUUUUAGCUGUAAAUUUUUACCAGGUGGGGGAAAAGAAAGAGCAAUGUGAGCCUCCCUGUUGUAGUAGUGUAUAGAUAUGAGUGCAGCAUGACUGUACAGUAUAUAGUUUUGAAUCUGUGAUCUGAUUUUCCUGGUGGAACUAAUUUCAUGGAGAUUGAGGCCUUCAAUGCCUGUUUAUUUCUCUUUCAACAGCUUUCAAUCUUAUUUUCGUAUUUCUAAAAUUGGCCCAGAAUUCAUGGCAUCCUGUGUGACCUGCUUUACAACAGUCUCGUGGGCGUGCUUUUCUAGUUCCUGAAAAUUACUUGGCAUGCACGAAUGUACUUUGACUCUUGUUCCUAUCGUAUAAAAUUUGUUUUUCUGUUGUCA